Clupea harengus (Atlantic herring) is the source of this 1639-nucleotide messenger RNA. NCBI's taxonomy places the organism in Eukaryota, Metazoa, Chordata, Actinopteri, Clupeiformes, Clupeidae. The record is from RefSeq and is a predicted model, not a curated record.
AAGUAACACACAUGAUAGCCACUGUCAACAACACAUGCAGUAUGACUAACUUCUGUUGAUAACUGUCAGUUGACAUUUUGUAUUUAUUAGCUGUUGAUGGCUGGAAGUACUUUCUGUCCUUUGAGUUUAGACAUUUGCUGUAGUAGCGGAAACGGACACUGGUAAUCGAUUGAUUAAGACUGCUGAAGGAGGCUGCUGUCGCCACAGUUUGCAUGAAAGCAACGUGGACUCUUCGAGCUUUCUUUACACCAUGAAUGGGUAGUGAGAUAGCAUAGCCAUGGCUUAUCAGGAUAUGGGCGAUCUGCAGUCUCAGGUUGAUGAGAUUGAAGCUCUGUCAUCCAUAUAUGGUGACGAAUGGUGUGUGAUUGAUGAAGCUUCAAGAAUAUUUUGCAUCAAAAUAUCUGACAGUUCAGACCAUCCAAAAUGGACGGCUUGUUUACAGACGAUUCUACCUCCAGAUUACCCAAGCAGAGCACCACCUUUAUAUCAAAUAAAUGCUGGGUGGCUGAGAGGUCCAGAAAGAAUGGAACUGUCAAACAGUCUAGAGGAGAUUUAUUUGGAGAAUGCUGGGGAGAGUAUCCUCUAUCUUUGGGUGGAGAAAAUUCGUGAAUUUCUUGUGGAGAAGUCUCAAAGCUCAGAUUUGGUGGAGGAGUCUGAGCUGAGAAAAACCAUGGUGACAGAGGAGGAGGAUGUUGCGGAUGAAGGAGACCUUCUAGAUUACAGUGUGCUGAAGAACACUGAACAAGCUCAUCUUUUUGUAGACCAACUUGGGGAUGAAGAGUUGCCUGAAAUUAAACACGGUGAACCCAUCACAGAAAGACGGAGCACCUUUCAGUCUCACCUAGCUUUGGUGGUCAGCCCAAAACAGGUAUGUGAGACUCCUCAGUCAUCCGCUAUUACAUCACAUCUGGCAGUCGCCUCGACAGGGUAACAACAGGAAGCAUUAUCGUCCAAGCAUCAUCCACAGGCAACACAAAAUCAGUUCUUGAGUCAUGAUGGAAACUAAGCGAAUCACACGCAGUUUGACAAAAAGGCCUAACGAGUUGCUCCUUGAAAUGUCAUUUGGUAAUCAGCUGCCAAAAUCCUUGUGAGAAGCGGCCAGCUGUUCCAGUGUGUUGGUGGGUAUAUCAUCUAGAGCUCCGUUAAGCAUCCUGAAUGCGACCACUCAUUCUCCCUCUCUGUGGCCUCUCACUUGUGGCCAUCUCCUUUUUGUCUAUGUCACUCCCACGGACACACUUAACCACAGCCUGACAACUGUUUCAGCAUCUCAAGGCGGACAAACUUUGCUCAUCUAAAUGUAUAGCAUAGAAUGAGUCACUCAAUCCCUCAAUUACUCACAUGCCCCCAUCGUCAUGUCAUCGUCUAGGAUUCUGUUUCAGCUCUUUAUAUACAGUACACUGGUUUGAACUGUAAUUAUAGUGCCAAUUUUACAUUUAGUUAAAACAGCAAUAAGUAGUUCUGUUCCAAAACUAGCAAGCUAACUACCUAAAAGGCAUGCAAAAACCUUGCAAACACCACCAACAGCCCAGCUGACACUGAUAGAAGCUUGACAACACACUAACUCGUGUCUUUUGGUAGUAUAGCUGGCAAUGUCAUGCUGUGAAAGCUUUUCUUCCAUUUUUGCAGGGUGUUCCAGCCC